GGAGGGAUAACAGCAGCAAACGCAGCAGCUAGAGAGCAGGCAGCCGCAGCCAGAGCAGUAGCAAUGGCUAACGACACAAUCUCUGUUGCGUCAUCUUCUGCCUCUCGUCUGCGUCCUCGUCAGGGACAAAUGCGACCCUGUUGGGAAUGCCUCAGGGUACUUCCGGGGCAGUAAGUUCUAGUCAGUCCACAAGUCAAAUGGCGGGCUCGCAGUUUAGCCCGUUGACCCCACGCGGCAGGGAGCUCUUAGAGCUCCAACAGGUCGAGAGGAUCCGCCUGAAGUUAGAAAGGGAACUGAAGCUAGCAACCGACAGAGAGAACGAGAUCAAACGAAGAGCAGCCAGACUUGAAACGUUAGAGGCAAACAAGGCUGAGUUAGAGGGUUUGGAUGAGUCAGUUCUGUCUGACCAAAUGAAAGUCUUGAAGAACAAUAUGCUGUUGUUGCAUGCGCACGUGGACAGCCGAUUGAACUUCAUGCAGAACACCCUGGACCAGAUCCUGGACAUUUUGCAAAGGCCAAGAUUUCGGCCACCAGCACAGUCGCCAUUGCCGUUAACGGCGAUGUCUGGCCCCUUUCCAGUUCAAGCUGGCACCCAACCAAGUGGCACGUCUGCAGCAGCUGCACAGACUGUUGCUUCUUCUUCUUCGGGUCCAGCGGUGGGUGCUACACCACCGCAACAACCUGUCCCUCAACAGGGACAGCCGCAAGGUCAUUGGUACCCUAAGACCCCAAUGAAACCGCCUCUUGCCUUCUCAGGCGAGAGGAAGGACGAAGAACUCAACACUUGGUUGAGAACAAUUCCGGUUUGGGUAAAGGCGAAGAGGACCUUGCCAGAGGACGAAGUGGUUACUGCUGCAUCUUACCUCGAGGGUAAGGCAGCCAAAUGGCUAGAUGGUAUAGUUGCAAAGGCCGGGAACUUGCUGGCCAACGAGGCUCGCCUCGAGUACCAUUCGUUUGAGACAUUGUCUAGAAAAGCCUUAGACUUGGAGGCUACACUAGGAAAUGCUCAACCCUCUCAAAGUGAUGCGAGGAAGAAGAAGAGUCCGCAGGAAUGGAAGAAGAAGGGGGCGAAGUUGAUGAUGGUUGAGUCCGAUGGGACUCAAACAGAGAUUGAUGAGCUCACAAACCUGCUGGACGUUUCAGAGUAUGACGGCGAGGAUACUGCUGAGAGUAGCACCCUCGCCGCAGUAGUUAAGGCUAAGGCAGGUGGCCGAGUGAAGGGCCAACCAAAGAGUCAAGGGAAGGCCGCCUCCAAUCAGACGAAAGUGGCAGAUUGGGUCAAGGCAGGUCUUGAUCAAGACUUGUGGCGGGACCGCCGAGAUGGGAAGAAGUUGAGACCGAUUGAGUACAUGAGCAAGAAAAUGCCAUCAAAGAAAUUGGCAAAGUCCACCUACGAAAGGGAACUCUAUGCUCUCUACAAGGCACUUGUCCAUUGGAGACAGUUUCUAUUGGGACGGUUCUUCUACUUAAGAACUGACCAUCAGACGCUCAAAUGGAUGAAGACUCAAUUGGCUCUUUCUGAUGCCGAGCGAUGGAUUGAGGUCAUUGAUCAAUAUGACUUCAAGCUUGAGUAUCUGAAGGGAGAGUACAACAAGGUUGCUGAUGCGCUAUCUCGCAGACCAGACUACCUCGGGCCGCUAGUUUUCGAGUUUGGAGUAUCCCUGGAAGUGACUCAAUCGUUGGUGGGAGCCUAUCAGGAAAACCCUGUCAUGAUGGACAUCAUGCGCAAACUUCAGGCAAAAGACAAGGCCAUAGAAAGUGAGUUUGUGAUGGUGGAUGGGUUACUUUUUCUUGAUAAGGCCGGUUGUAAAAGGUGACGAGGGCGGCCCGGCUGGUAGCCUAGCUCUAAAGUAUUUUCAAAUUAAAUUAAAAUCGGAUUAAUUGAAUUUAUUCGAAAAGAAUUAAUGCAACGAAAAUGAACAGAAGCGAGCUGC
This is a messenger RNA of Chara braunii, 1934 nucleotides long. NCBI's taxonomy places the organism in Eukaryota, Viridiplantae, Streptophyta, Charophyceae, Charales, Characeae. The record is from the annotation of a GenBank genome assembly.